Messenger RNA from Nymphaea colorata (pocket water lily), 1128 nucleotides. RefSeq names its product transcription factor FER-LIKE IRON DEFICIENCY-INDUCED TRANSCRIPTION FACTOR-like. Lineage: Eukaryota; Viridiplantae; Streptophyta; Magnoliopsida; Nymphaeales; Nymphaeaceae. Gene Ontology annotation, molecular function: DNA-binding transcription factor activity; protein dimerization activity; sequence-specific DNA binding. Gene Ontology annotation, biological process: regulation of DNA-templated transcription. The transcript is spliced from 4 exons. Gene Ontology annotation, cellular component: nucleus. The coding region runs from base 60 to 920 and encodes 286 amino acids. The record is from RefSeq and is a predicted model, not a curated record.
UUCAAGGUAAACCCCUGUUGGGGAGCGAGCGAGAGCGAGACAGAGAGGAGAGCGACUUCAUGGCAAGCUUCAAUCCAAUGGAUUACUUCCUGGAAGAUGUGAUAGAACCAGAGGUGGGAGAGGUUGCACCUUCUGCUGGAAACAACGACCUCAUGGGAUUUCCGUUCCUCCCUUGGGAUGGCGCCGAAUUCGACAUCAACUCAUGCGUUCCUCAGACCCCCUUCUACGAGCCUCCCUUUGCCGACGCGGGCAGUCAGGAGAUCGCCUGCUCCUCCUCCGAGCAGGAAGGAGGUGGUCGCUGCCACCAAGCAGAGCUCUUUUCCUCGUCCCCCUCCAAAUCUGCAACCCAACCAUCGAGGUCUCUCCUCUCAGAGAGAAAUAGGAGAGGAAGGAUGAAGGACAAGCUCCUUGCCCUUAGAUCCUUGGUGCCAAACAUAACCAAGAUGGAUAAGGCUUCGUUAAUAGGAGAUGCCACGACCUACGUGCAAGAACUGCAGAAAGAAGCAACGAAAUUAUCUGAAGAAAUUUCACAGCUGGAGCGUCGUUUACAAGGUGAAGAAGAGGGUGGCUACGAAUUUGAUGUCGACAUUCCACAGAAGGAAACUAAUAGAGAGAAGAAAUCUGGGCGUCAUAAGAUAUUGCAGAUGGCUGUAGUUCGUACAGAUGAGUGCGAAUUCUUUGUGAAGAUCAUUUGUAAGGCAGCAAAGGGAAUUGUGGUGCGAGUACUACAAGUUCUGGAAUCUCUCGAUGAUAUAAGCAUUCAAGCUUCCAACUUAACUGCCGUUGAAGGGCACAUCAACUUGACCUCUACAAUUCAUGUCACGAAUUGCAGCAAGGAGAUCGAUGAGGCUGCCCUGAAGAUAUCAUUGCUCACCAGCUUCACUAACCAAGGCUUGGACAUGCCCCCAAGCUUCCGCUAGUGUCAUCUGUUCCGAUAGUGUCACCAGCUUCUAAUUCCUCUUUAGGAAGGGAGAGUAAGGUUAAUUAUUAGUUGAUCUUCUCUCUCUAUCUCUCUCUCAAUUGUUUUCUAGAUGUCAUGAAAAUUAUCAUAUGUAUGAUCAGCGUGUGCAACGCUUGGAUGCAUUUGUACGAAGCGAUUGACAAAAAAGUGGCAAUUGAUAAGGAGGC